AUGGCGCCUCAAACAGAAAUCCCAGUUGCCGCCAAUGUACUUGGGACAAUAGGAACUGUCUUCUGGUGUGUCCAGCUCAUCCCGCAAAUAUGGACCAACUACCGCACCAAAAGCACAACUGGCCUCCCGGGAACCAUGAUGUUCCUCUGGGCGCUGUGCGGCGUUCCGUUCGGGGUAAAAUGGCCAACCUGGAAAGCCACUCUCCUAGCCUUGAUUGUGGCUUGCGUGUUUGCCGGUGUUGAGGCUGCCCUGAUCUUGACACUACGGCCCCUUUACGAAGCAGGCAACGAAACCCCCGUCCGAGUUAUUGGCAUCAUAGCCGCCAUCCUCCUCGCCGCCGGCCUCCUGCCUCCCUACGGAGAAAUGUACAAGCGGCACGGUCGGGUCGUCGGCAUUAACUGGAUCUUUCUGUCGAUGGACUGGUCGGGAGCCUUCUUCUCCCUCAUGGCCGUGGUGACGCAAAACACGUUUGACGUUCUGGGUGGUGUGCUCUACAUCAUUUGCGCCUUCCUUGAGCUGGGCAUCUUUGCGUCACACUUGAUUUGGUUGGCGAGGACGAGAAGCAUAAGGAAGAAACUCAAAAAUGAUGGCAAGACUUUUGACGAUUUGUUGGGCGAGUAUGAGAAGCGGGGAGAGAGUUGGAAGUGGGCAGAGAGGGAUUUAAAUUUGGGGAGGUUAAAGUUUUGGGCGAGGAAGGACAAGAAGAGGGAAGAGGAGGAGGGUGAAGGGGAGAUUGAGCAAAGGGAUUUGGAAAAGCAGGAUGUCGGUGAUUCUGCUGCUGAUGCUGUGGGACAACAACGUGAUGGGGCUUUGGACAGUAAGAUGGCGAUGGCUGAGGCACAGAAUCAAAACGGGAACGCGGAGGAUACAGAUGCGAGUACGCCUACCAUGGUGGAUGGGGAGAACAGGGCGGUAGACAGGGCCUGAAGGGGACGGCGUUAUGGAUGAACGCCGGCUGAGGAUGUGCUCAAACGG
This is a messenger RNA of Neurospora tetrasperma FGSC 2508, 975 nucleotides long. RefSeq lists its product as uncharacterized. The record is from RefSeq and is a predicted model, not a curated record. Bases 1 to 927 code for a protein of 308 amino acids. The transcript has 5 exons. NCBI's taxonomy places the organism in Eukaryota, Fungi, Ascomycota, Sordariomycetes, Sordariales, Sordariaceae.